CUCUCAUGAGUUUUAACAGUCUCGGGGUCUCCUUUUAUAUGUUCUAUAUGUGUUCUUCUUUCCAUGGUAUAGUCUCUGCAAGUUUUUGAAAGAAAUGGCAUCCGAUCUUCCUUGUAUUGUAUACUUCUUCUUUUUGCUGUUCCCAAGUUCUUCGGUAGCUCAAAGGAAUGGAAAUGUAAUGGUGGGAGACUCCCUCACUGCAGGCGAUGAGGCAACACCGUGGCUUUCUCCAGCUGAGGAUUUCGCUUUUGGGUUUCGUCAGCUAGACAAAAAGGAUCUCUACUUGCUUGCCAUAUGGUACAACAAAAUCCCAGACAAAACCAUAGUUUGGUAUGCAAACGGAGAUAGACCUGCGCCAAAAAAGUCCACGGUGAAGUUAACUGCUGAACUUGGAGUAGUGCUUAACAAUCCUCAAGGUGGAGAAAUCUGGAAAUCUGGUCCUGGUAACGGUGAGGCAGCGUAUGGUUUCAUGAAUGACACAGGCAACUUCCAGGUUGCAAAUGCAAAUGGAGAAAAGUUGUGGCAGAGUUUUGAGUUGCUUACUGAUACCCUGUUGCCUACACAGAUAAUGGAAAAGGGGGGAUUUCUUUCUUCUAGACUAUCAGAGACCAACUUUUCACAAGGCAGGUUCCAGUUCCGUUUGAUUCCGGACGGAAAUGCUGUGCUUAAUACCAUCAAUUUGCCAACUGGGUUUCCAUAUGAAGCCUACUUUUGGACCUACUUUUGGAGCAACACAGUAGAUUCUAACUCAUCAAAUGCUGGAUAUCAAGUUGUCUUCAAUGAGUCCGGAUACUUGUAUGUUUUGAGAGCAAGGAAUAAGAGAGAGGUAUUGACACCAGGAAGAGUAGUCCCAGCUGCUGAAAAUUAUCAUAGAGCAACUUUACAUUUUGAUGGAGUUUUCGUCCUGUACUCUCACCCGAAGAAUUCUUCUGGUAAUGAAAGCUGGUCUGUCGUUCGCACCAUGCCAGUAAAUAUUUGCACUGAUGUUCGUGGAAAGAAAGGUACAGGACCUUGCGGAUUUAAUGGUGUCUGCACAAUCAGUACAGAUCAGAGGGCAAUCUGCAGAUGUCCACAGAGAUUUUCUCUACUAGAUCCUGAUGAUCCAUACGGAGGCUGCAAACCAGAUUUUCCGACACAGGUCUGUGCAGAAGAUGUGCCAAAUGCCCCAGAAGAUUAUGAAUUGGUACAGCUCACCAAUAUUGAUUGGCCAGAAUCAGAUUAUGAGAUGUACACUCCUUAUAAUAUUGAAGACUGUAAAAAGGCUUGCCUACAAGAUUGCUUCUGUAAUGUAAUUGUGUUUAGAGAAGGAACCUGUUGGAAGAAGAAGCUCCCACUCUCAAAUGGGAGGCAAGAUGAGAGUGUAAAUGGAGCGUCAUUUAUGAAAGUGAGGAAAGGUAAUUACACACUACCAGGACCUCCUCCAAUCCCGAAGAAGAACCGUGAUAGUUUAGUCCUAGUAGUCUCAGUGCUCUUGGGUGGUUCAGUGUUUUUCAACUUCGUAUUGGUUGAUGUGGCUAGUUUUGCUUUUUUCUUCAUCUAUCACAACAAGUUCACUAGGACUCCUCAAGUUGAAAGAGCUGUGCAAUCCAAUCUGCGCUGCUUUAGUUACAAAGAGCUUAUGGAAGCAACAAAUGUGUUCAAGGAAGAAGUAGGAAGGGGAGCUUUUGGCAUCGUUUACAAAGGGCUAGUACAAAUAGGUUCUGGAGUUCCUGUUGCUAUUAAGAAGGUGGACAGGUUUGUUAAAGAAAGUGAAAAGGAAUUCAAGACUGAAGUUGAUGCGAUCGCCCAGACACACCACAAGAAUCUAGUUCGGCUGAUUGGAUUUUGUGAUGAAGGACAGCACCGUAUGUUGGUAUACGAGUUCUUGAGCAAUGGUGCCCUAGCAAGCUUCCUCUUUGGAGAUGUAAAACUCAGUUGGAACCAGAGGACCCAAAUAGCAUUUGGAAUUGCAAGAGGACUUCUGUACCUUCAUGACGAGUGCAGUACCCAGAUCAUCCAUUGCGAUAUAAAGCCUCAAAACAUUCUGCUCGAUGAACAUUACGAUGCCAGGAUUGCUGAUUUUGGAUUGGCAAAACUCUUGUCUCUAGAUCAGAGCCAAACAUUUACUGCCAUUAGAGGAACUAAAGGGUACGUGGCACCAGAAUGGUUUAGGAACAUGCUGAUCACAGUGAAGGUCGAUGUGUACAGUUUUGGUGUCUUGUUGUUGGAGAUUAUCUGUUGUCGAAGAAGUGUAGAUACAGAAGUAGGAGAGGAGAGAGCAAUUCUAACAGACUGGGCUUAUGAUUGCUAUAAAGAAGGCAUGAUGCAUGCUUUGGUUGAAAACGAUGAGGAGGCCUUGAAUGAUAUGAAGAAGCUCGAGAGGUUUGUGAUGGUUGCAAUUUGGUGCAUUCAGGAAGACCCCAACCUGAGACCAUCCAUGAAGAUGGUUAUGCUGAUGCUCGAAGGCAUAAUUCAAGUUCCUGUUCCACCAUGUCCAAGCCCAUUUAGUAUAGCUAGUUGA
This is a messenger RNA of Populus nigra (black poplar), 2500 nucleotides long. Its product is annotated as G-type lectin S-receptor-like serine/threonine-protein kinase LECRK4. The record is from RefSeq and is a predicted model, not a curated record. Bases 95 to 2500 code for a protein of 801 amino acids. Lineage: Eukaryota; Viridiplantae; Streptophyta; Magnoliopsida; Malpighiales; Salicaceae. The transcript is spliced from 2 exons. Gene Ontology annotation, biological process: protein phosphorylation. Gene Ontology annotation, molecular function: ATP binding; protein serine/threonine kinase activity.